This is a messenger RNA of Clunio marinus, 222 nucleotides long. NCBI's taxonomy places the organism in Eukaryota, Metazoa, Arthropoda, Insecta, Diptera, Chironomidae. The record is from the annotation of a GenBank genome assembly.
AUGCACAAUCGAAAUAUUGAAGGGGGGAAAAGUUUGAAGCAAGAAGAACAAAAAUGUUCAAGAGAUAGAAACGAGAUAAUAAACAACAGCAAUCAGUUGAGUAAAAACGAAACAUCUACACUUCAAAUGAUUUUAGUCGUCGUGAAAAGCAAGGAAUUUUCUCAUUUUCUUUUAUCUUUAUCAUCGAAAAUUAUUGAUCAAAGUUCUCAUAAGCUCAACUGA